Molecule: messenger RNA, 1404 nt
Organism: Agelaius phoeniceus (red-winged blackbird)
Lineage: Eukaryota; Metazoa; Chordata; Aves; Passeriformes; Icteridae
Gene: CEBPD
Product: CCAAT enhancer binding protein delta
Biological process (GO): regulation of transcription by RNA polymerase II; DNA-templated transcription; regulation of cell differentiation
Molecular function (GO): RNA polymerase II cis-regulatory region sequence-specific DNA binding; DNA-binding transcription factor activity, RNA polymerase II-specific
Source: RefSeq, a predicted model, not a curated record
GCCGCUCACGGCGUGACCCGAGCCCGGAUCGGCCCCCUCGGGGAGGCGACGGCGGGGCUGCAGCGGCAGCGCCGGUGCCACCGAGCAGCAGCAGCGGCAGCAGCGGCAGCGGUGUGAGCAGCGGCAGCAGGAGCAGGAGCAGCCCCGCUCCCACCUGCCCGUGCCAGAGGCUGGAGCUGCGCCCGUGGCGGAGCCGCGUUUGGUGCCCGCGCCCCGGAGCCCCCGCGCCGCGGCCGUGCGGCGCCGCGUCCCGCUCGCCCAUGAGCGCCGCCGCUCUCUACAGCCUGGACUCCCCGGCAUGCUAUAAGAGCUGGUGCCUGGAGCCCGCCAACUUCUACGACGCCAAGGUGGGCAGCGGCGGCGGGCCGGGUCCCGCCUGCAAGCCGGGGGCCCGCGGCGGCUGCGGGAUGAACGGCGAGGAGGCGGGAGGCGGCCUGGGGGGCAGCGGCACCAACCUGGCGGAGCUGAGCGCCGCCGCCCCGGCCAUGUACGAGGACGAGAGCGCCAUCGACUUCAGCUCCUACAUUGACUCCAUGUCUGCCGUGCCCAACCUGGAGCUCUGCAACGACGAGCUCUUCGCCGACCUCUUCAACAGCAACCACAAGCCCGAGCGGGGCGGGGAAUACGGCGAGUACUUGCCACCGGGCGGCGGCGCCGGCCGCGACCCCGCCAAGGACCUCGGCGCUGCCAUGACCACCCUGCUGGGCUCCGAGCCCCGCACCGCCUCCUCCUCCUCCUCCUCCUCUUCCUCCUCCUCCUUCUCCUCCCGCGGCGCUCUGAAGCAGGAGCCGGACUGGAGCGACAGCGACCUCUCCUCCUCGCUGCUGCCCUCGCAAAUCGCCACCUGCGCCCAGACCAUCAUGAACCUGAGCGGGCAGCCCACGCCGCCCACGUCCCCCGAGCCGCCGGGCAGCAGCUCCCCCUCCAGCUGCAGCACCCGCUCGCCGGGCCCCGGGGCCGCCGCCGCCGCCGCCGCCGUGCCCGGGCCGGCGCAGGGCGUCCCGCAGCCCACUGCCGCCGCCGGCGGGGGCAAGGAGCGCGGCGGCAAGAAGUGCGUGGACAGGUUUAGCCCCGAGUACCGGCAGCGCCGGGAGCGCAACAACAUCGCCGUGCGCAAGAGCCGCGACAAGGCGAAGCGGCGCAACCAGGAGAUGCAGCAGAAGCUGCUGGAGCUUUCGGCCGAGAACGAGAAGCUGCACAAGAAGAUCGAGCAGCUCACCCGGGACUUGACCAGCCUCCGACACUUCUUCAAGCAGCUGCCCAGCGCUUCUUUCCUGCAGCCCGGCUCGGGCACCGACUGCCGGUAACCGGGGGGGAGCGGGACGGAGAGACGGACUCCGGGAGACGGUGGAUAAAUACCUCAGAGGGCCGUGCCGAGCCCUGCCGGGCCGUGCCGUGCCGUGC